UGGUGUGGGUAAUGUUUCUGGCACAUGUUAGGUCCCUUGAUACCAAUUAAGCAAUGUUUGAAUGCCAUGCCUUGUAGAAUCCAUGCCCCAAAUAAUUCAGGAUGUUAUGGAGUCAAUGGGGGGUCCGACCCGGUACUUGAUGGGUUUACCUAAUAAACUGGCCACUGAGUUGUGUUACCUAUAAUUAACAAAUCCUGACUAGCAUGAAUUACAUAAUCCCCUACAUGUAAUAAAAUAGAUUGAUAUAACAUGCCCAAUAAUAUUUCAAUUUCAGGGAGAUUCUGGCACAUCUCUGACCUGCAUUUUGAUCCCCCCUACCAUGUGACUGAUGAAUACACCAAAGUGUUCUCCUCUAAGAGUGUCCCAGCCUCAAACCCUGGUCUUUUUGGAAACUUCAUGUGUGACUCUCCAGCUCAUCCUGUCAGCUUCCAGCACAUGAAACAAGUUGCUCCACAGCCAGAGUUUAUGAUCUGGACAAGAGACAGCCCUCCACAUGUCCCAUCAGGGGAGCUGUCCACAGACGUGGUGAUCCAAGUCAUCAGCAACAUGACUCAAACCAUCAGGGAGUUCCUCCUAGACAUGCCGGUGUACCCCGCCCUCGGGAACCACGACUACUGUCCCCAGGUAUUCUAUCUAUUACACUGAACUCUAUCAGAGAAGUAGUUGGUGAACCAGGCGAGGCAAUCA
Molecule: messenger RNA, 687 nt
Organism: Oncorhynchus mykiss (rainbow trout)
Lineage: Eukaryota; Metazoa; Chordata; Actinopteri; Salmoniformes; Salmonidae
Source: RefSeq, a predicted model, not a curated record